Messenger RNA from Neurospora tetrasperma FGSC 2508, 726 nucleotides. RefSeq lists its product as uncharacterized. The record is from RefSeq and is a predicted model, not a curated record. The transcript is spliced from 2 exons. Bases 1 to 726 code for a protein of 241 amino acids. Lineage: Eukaryota; Fungi; Ascomycota; Sordariomycetes; Sordariales; Sordariaceae.
AUGCCGUGGAAGCACAAGACAGCCGAGACCAGGCAGCGGGUACGCGAAAACCAGCGGCGGUCUCGGGCCCGCCGGGAAGAGCUCAUGCGUGACUUGCAGCGGCGCUUGGAUGAGCAGGAGCAGCUCGGUGUCCAGGCCACGUUCGAAAUGCAGCAAGCAGCCCGUCAAGUGGCGCACGAGAACAAGAGACUACGUGCCUUGCUAUCUCAGAAAGGGGUCUCCGAUGCUGAAGUGGAGGAGUUCUUAGGUCGUGGAGAUCCGGAUCUCAUCGACAAUCAGCUGGUUCAGAAUCGCCUCCUGACAAGGGCUAGUACAGCUUCGAGCACUCCUCACGUGUCCUCUGUCAUGGCGUUGCUGAACGCGGAGCAACCCAAGACACCUGCACGCAGCUGUAAUCUGGAAUCUUCAUGCGAAAACCCGCCACGCAGAACGGAGGAGAACUCGCGUCUUCUCGAAUCGAUCGGCCCGCCGCACGAAGAUGACACACCAACAGUUCUGGAAGAUUGGCCAUGUUCUAGCGAAACAUCCCCGUCGCAUCUACCCGAUCCAGAUGUCCGCUAUAACUCGGGCAUGGAGACGUCCUGCGACGUCGCGGCUACGAUCCUCGCCAACAUGCAUGGUCACGCAGAUACCAGUCGUAUACGAGUAGUUCUCGGUUGUACCGGCCCGAGCGACUGUAUCGUCAAGAAUACGAGAGUGUUUGACCUCUUGGACGAAGCGGCAUAA